Messenger RNA from Solanum tuberosum (potato), 1836 nucleotides. Its product is annotated as two-component response regulator ORR24-like. Gene Ontology annotation, cellular component: nucleus. Gene Ontology annotation, molecular function: DNA-binding transcription factor activity; DNA binding. The transcript is spliced from 7 exons. NCBI's taxonomy places the organism in Eukaryota, Viridiplantae, Streptophyta, Magnoliopsida, Solanales, Solanaceae. The coding region runs from base 1 to 1836 and encodes 611 amino acids. The record is from RefSeq and is a predicted model, not a curated record. Gene Ontology annotation, biological process: phosphorelay signal transduction system; regulation of DNA-templated transcription.
AUGUAUGCUGAUGCUGACUGGGCAGGUGAUCCCAGUGACAGAAUCUCAACAUCGGGUCAUAUGCUCUUCUUGGGACCAAAUCCCAUAUCUUGGUCCUCCAGGAAACAACAAUCAGUUGCUCGAUCAUCCACAGAAGCUGAAUACAAAUCGGUCGCCAAUGCACUCGCGGAGCUUACAUGGGUCCAAAACCUCUUGGAUGAACUGAGAACAAAAUUUUCAAUGAUAGAGAAUUCAAUGGCCGAUUUUUAUCAUAAAAUGAUAGAUGAAGUUUCUGUGUUGUUGAUUGAUGAUGAUAAAAAAUUUGUCAGUGAGAUGAUUUAUUUACUCGAGUCUCACGAAUAUAAAGUUAGGACAGUUGAUAUGGCUUCACAAGGAAUGUCAAUGCUCUCCAAAGGAAAGGAAAAAAUUGAUUUAAUGAUUAUCAAUAUGAAUUCAGCCGGCUUGCUUUCAUUUCAGCUUUUGGAUCAAGCUGUAGCCUUGGAUAUAGUUUCAGUUUGUAUUUGUGAUGAAUACGAUGUACGUUCAGCAAAGAAAGCUUUUGAAAGUGGUGCUUAUUUUUACAUGCAAAAGCAACUUUACCAAGGAUUUGUGAAGUACAUGUGGCAACUUGUAUUGCAAAAGAAUAUACAAGAGGGAAAGACUAUUGAUGUCAUUGAUAUUGUUGGAGAUAAUGUAGAGGAGAAUAAUGUGCCUAUUAAUAUAGAUGAGCAAGGCAAUGAUAUCCAUGAGACCACAAAUGAUGUUGUAUCUAAUGAAAAGAGCAAAUUGAGGAAAAAGAAAGGUAGAAAACUGACUGAAGAGGAAAAGAGUCAAAGCAGUGCUACUAAGGUUAUUAUUCGACGAAAGACUCGCAUCAUAUGGACUGCGGAUCUUCAUGACAAAUUUCAACAAGCUGUGAACAAACUCAAUGAUGGCAGAUGUUUUCCAAGUGAUAUUCUUGAGGCGAUGAAUGUACCUGGUCUUACUAGGUAUCAAGUAGCUAGUCACUUGCAGAAAUGUCGUAACAAUACUUGGAAAGCUCCAAGGAAGAGAAAAUCUAGUUGUCGUCAAUUAGGAAUCUCAAGUAGCCUUGGAAUAUUUGAGACGACGACGUCUCAUGUUAAAAUGAAUGUUACAAAUCUACAACAGCAAGAAACCCAAAGAAGCCCAGCAACUCCAUUUCUACCAGACAAUAAUAAUAUUUUUGCUAGAGGAGCAGAGAGUUCAACUUUGCAGGAGGUCUAUGUUGAUCCCCAAUACCUCAACCCACUUUUAUCAAACAAUGUUGCUGAGGAGGGACCUUUAUGGGGAUCAAAUAUUGGGCUAGAGUUUAACAAUGGGAUUCAUCAUGCUCAAAAUGACUAUGCCUUGGAUGUAGCAACAGCGCCAGCUGAUACAAAUAUCUCCAAUGCGACAAUUGAUGGAUUGGGAGUAGCAAAUAAUGAUUUUCAGCAACAUAUUGGUGAGUUGCAAGGAUCAAAUAUUGGGAGCGCGGAUUAUACACCCGGGCUAGAGUUUAACAUUAAUGGGAUUCAUCAUACUCAAAAUGACUAUGCCUUGGAUACAAAUAUCUCCAAUGCGACAAUUGAUGGAUUGGGAGUUCAGCAACAAAACAUGGCUCAACAUAUUGUCACAACAUCACAUGUGAGUGAUACUCAAGGAAGUGAGAUGAUGGAUUGUGAUGCUUAUUUUGAUUUCGAUAAGCUGGAUUUCUUCUAUCAGAAUAAUGAACUUCCAAGUUUUGACCUACCCAAUGAACAUGACAGUUUGUUUGAUCAAGUUUACUCUGAUGAUAUGGUGACAUCCAGUGUUCAAUUUCCAGAUAUAACAAGUUUUCCUGAUGAUUCUUCAACAUGA